Messenger RNA from Phytophthora infestans T30-4, 1221 nucleotides. Its product is annotated as kinesin-like protein. Gene Ontology annotation, biological process: mitotic spindle organization; microtubule-based movement. The transcript has 3 exons. Bases 1 to 1221 code for a protein of 406 amino acids. The record is from RefSeq and is a predicted model, not a curated record. NCBI's taxonomy places the organism in Eukaryota, Oomycota, Peronosporomycetes, Peronosporales, Peronosporaceae. Gene Ontology annotation, molecular function: ATP binding; microtubule binding; microtubule motor activity.
AUGUCGGGCCUCGACGAGCUUUCAGUAGGUGCAGCAUUACGAAAUGAUCGAAAAGACUCCAACGCAAUGGAUCUAUCGGAUGGGCUGAUCCCGCGAGCACUUAAACACCUCUUCUCUCUUUUGGAGCAAGCAUCAAUCGACGUGAAGACUGUCGUUCGUGCGUCGUACUGUGAAAUUUACAAUGAACAAGUGUUCGACCUACUCAACCCGGGAUCAGGGGGACUGAACGUGCGAUGGAACGCACGCGUCGGCUUCUACGUCCAGGACCUUCUUGUCGUGCGCUGUGACUCGCUUUCUGAUGUGCUAGCUGUUGUCGCCGAGGGUCAUCGAAAUCGUCGCGUGGCAUCACAUAAGACAAACGCCGAUUCAAGCCGCAGUCAUUCGCUGCUAACUGUCCAUGUGGAUCGAACUGAGACGCGCGACUCGGACAGCGGGAAAAGUAAUGGCAUCACCCGGUACGGGAAAAUAAGUUUUGUGGAUCUUGCUGGUAGUGAACGACUAAAGGAGACAAAGUCCAGUAAUGCCGAAGAAACUAGCAAUAUCAACCGCAGUCUUCUCACCUUGGGAAAGGUUAUCUCAGCAUUGGCAAUAUCAUCAACAGGAGGAAAUGCCGGUGCAGCGAGCGUUGGUAGUUUUAUCCCAUACCGCGACAGCAAGCUAACUAAACUAUUGAUGGAUUCACUUGGUGGUCAGAGCUUGACCCUUAUGAUUGCAUGUGUAUCUCCGUCGGCGGUAGCACUGGAGGACACACUUAGCACGCUGAACUAUGCUACCAGAGCCAAGAAUAUUCGCAACAAGCCGGUGGUUCAAGUGGACCCCAUUGAGUUGGAACUAAACAAUCUGCGGCAUGAAAACCAUGUACUUCGAACUGAGAAUCAUGCACUUCGCCUUCGGCUACAACUUGCUGGCCCGAUGUCGAAUCAAUCUGCUAAUCAGUUCUUACGACAGCCUAGUCUAGCGUCCGUUUCACCUUUGCGGCGCAAUCAGCUCCAGGUCCUUCAGGACGACCAUGAUAAGCUGACACAACGGGCUCUCGUAGCAGAACAACGUCUUCAGAAAAUUGAAGCUGAGAACAGGUCUUUCCGACAGCGUCAAAACGGAAUGAGCGGUCCAAAUAACGAGAUGAGGUAUUUGCGAGAACAGGUGCAGCAGCUACAGCAACGCGAGCAGGAGCUGAUGCAGGCUUUGGUACUCUCGACGAAGUCGAGGGCGGCGCGAUGA